UGUCUGGGCCGUGAGGAGGAGCAGCAGGAGGAAAGAAAAGGGAAGAGAGUCUGCCGAGAGCAGCCUGUGGACCCCUGAACCAAAGAGGAGAUGAUAAACAACAAAAACAACAACAACAACAAAAGAGAGUCUCUGCUUCAGUCUGGUUCCUGCAGCGUCCUCAUAUAAUAACACAUUCAUCCUCUGAGUCAGACGGACAGGACUCUGCUCGGCUCUUUAAAGUUGUGGGGAACUUCUUUGAUCUGCAGUCUGCACAGGAACCUUUUCUCUGCUGGAGGUGGAACCCGAACUGCGACAGAACCCUGAAACAAAGAGACACUUUCUGGAAGAGUCAUGGAGAUCCUGGACAGUACUGAACCGUUUCUACACUGGGACAGGAACCUGAGUGAGCUGUCUGAGGCCGGGGAGAUCGACUGUGUGCUCUACACUAAUCACUUCUCCGAGCUCCUCGACGACCUCUCCCAGGAUGCUUUGCUGGGCCAGCUGCUGAGUGACCCCUUCCUGUCUGGAGGGAGAGGCGGCGUGGAGAGCAUGGAGGGGGAGGACGGGGGAGACCUGUCCCCGUCGUCCCCUCUCCCCCCUCACAUCACAGCCGAGCACAGCUACUCGCUCUGCGGGGACAGCCGACCACAGUCACCGCUGUCACACCUGACCGGAGAACACGGCAGUGAAGCAGAGUCUGACGGGGACUCAACCGAGUGGCCGAUGGAGCAGGACGAGGCCAUGGACACCCUCCUGUGCGAGACCCCCUCCCUCCUCCCCACCCUCUCCCUCUCUCUGACCACAGCAGGACCUCCAGCGCCCGAGGACCCGGCUCCUGCUCCGGCUCCGGCUCCUGCUCCUGCUCCUGUUCCUGUUGCUGCUCCUGCUCCUCCUGCCGUCACCCCGACUCAGCCCCCAGCGAACAGCAGCAACCAGAGCAAAGGGAUCAAGAUUAAGGAAGAGAAUAUCAUCCCCCAGAUUAAACUGGAACCUCAUGAAGUGGAUCAGUUUCUCAAUCUUUCCCCCAAAGGUCUGGAGUCCCUGCAGAUGCCUCCCACUCCUCCCAGCUCCCACGGCAGCGACUCAGAGGGCAGCCAGAGCCCCGUUCACGCCCCGCCCGGCCUCUCCUGCCCCACCUCCCCCACCAGCCCUGCUCCGUCCCAGUCCAGCCUGAAGGUGUCGCCUCGAGCUGCUUCAUGUCUCUCCAACUCUCCCCUGCUCACCGCUCCUCACAAGCUGCAGGGGUCGGGCCCGUUGAUGCUGACCGAAGAGGAGCGCCGCACGCUGGUGGCCGAAGGUUACCCCGUCCCCACCAAACUGCCGCUCACCAAAGCCGAGGAGAAGGCGCUGAAGAAGAUCCGCAGGAAGAUCAAAAACAAGAUUUCAGCUCAGGAGAGUCGCAGGAAGAAGAAAGAGUACAUGGACACUCUGGAGAAGAAGGUGGAGACCUGCUCCAACGAAAACCACGAGCUGCGCAGGAAAAUGGAAAACCUGGAGGGCACUAACAAGUCUCUUCUGCAGCAGCUGCAGUCUCUGCAGGCGAUGGUGGCCAGCAAACUCCCCAAAUCCUGCAGGGUGGCUGGUACCCAGACCUCCUCAUGCCUAAUGGUGGUCGUGUUGUGUUUUGCUCUGUUUUUGGGUAAUUUCUACCCCAGCAGUUUGACCCCGGGCUCCACCGUCACUGAAACCGGCUUCAGCCCCCAACAGCUGGGAGUCAAAGAGUCGUACACAGCCACAGUCAAGUCGAGGAGUCUGCUGUCAACCUUCGAAGACGAGCAGCAUCACCUCCUCGGCCUGGGCGGAGAAUAUCCCGACCAAUGGGAGGACACGCCAGCUGUCGUGAUGGCAGCAUGGCGUCGCUCAGAGCAACAGAAAUUGUCGGCGGAGCCCGACAGAGUGGAGACACUUCUACCUUACAGGAGUAAAAACAACGACACGCAGACAUCAAAAAACCUGCUGCUGGAUAUGCACAGGUCUCUGGAGCAGAGGGCGAACGAGAGCAGAAGUAAAGUGAUAGAGCUGGAGAGAACGGUCAACGAGACCUCCUGAGGUCCGCACCACCACCCUCCCCUCCCCCUCACCUCCCCUAAACCCCAAUGGUGACCUUUGACCUCCCCUCUCCUCUCUGGAGCAUGGUUCAGUGUCCUGGAGUAAACCUCAUACAGUAGCGCCCACUGCUGAUGGCUUACGGUCGUUUUCUCCGACCUCCUCUGCUCGAUCAGAAACACUGUAACAGUAAUAAUUCAAGUAUUGAUGAUAAUAUGGAAGAGGCACUGGCUGCCUUCGUUUCUGAAGUAAAGUUGCACUGAGUAGUUUUUACACGAGUCAAAUUCACGGCUGUAUCUGUCGUCCUAAAUGAACACGUGAACACAGAUAUAACUCCAGGUUCAAAAUGUAGCGUGACAUUUAUUCCAAUGGAAAUUAAAUUAAAAUUGACAUGUGAGGCUUUUUACAGGACACUGACGGAGAACCUUUGUAUUUAUAGAACCUUUUUUUUUGUUUUUCAUAAAGAUAUUGCUCUUUGUAGUUUGUAUUUCUUUUAAUGUUCAAUGUUUUUAUUUCAUUCCUGAGAUACCUACAUGCCAUUUUGAUAUUAUUUUAUGUUCAUAUUGUAUUUUUAUUUUGUCGUACUCUUUUAUAUGUUGUACAUUAUUUUCAUGUGAGGGCUCAGCUCGGGGUUCCUGUGCGAAUUUCUGACAAGAUUACAGCUUCGACACGUUGAAAUCAUAUUUGCGUUGCUCCGAUCUGUGACGUUCUCACGGUGAGCGCUGACUGAAACGGAAACUUUAACGUCCUCAAACAGAAACAUUCGACUUCUUUUAUCACAAAUCUUUAUAUUUGAUAUUUAAGCCCCUGCGAGCUACGCCUCUAAUAUAUUCCUUUAUUUUUCUGCUUGAUGGUCAUCGUGUGCGAGGGAAGCGUCAAUUCAUGAAAUUACAAUAAAGUUUUGGUUUAGCCUUGAAUGCUAACGAAAAGGGCUACAUUUUUAGGUUAUUUCAAAUUAGCUAUCAUUUGUCCCGUCACGUUUUCUUACUUUAAAGAAGUUUGACUUUUUGGAGAAACUUGUUUGUUGAAAGUGAAACGAGAGUGAUACCUCUUACAGCUGCUGCUAGCAUCUUUGUCAAACAAGCUAGCUUGGCGCUGUCUUAAAGUGACAUCACCUACAUUCACCUGAAACUCUUAAAUUAAGGAAUAAGUUUCAGCAAAUGAAAAGUAGACUUAUUUAACUACUUAGACAGAGCCGAGCUAGCUUGUUUACCCUGGUUCCACUCUCAAGCUUAGCUAGGUUAGCUAUUCUAACUUCUUGCUAGUAGCGGCUUAAUAUUUAGCCUACAGGCAUAAAAGUGGUAUCAAUCUUCUCGUCCAACUCUGGGCAAGCAAUUCUACCAUCCUAAAAAAGUCGAACUUUGUCUUUUUAAAUCCUGAAAGUUAACUUCCUGCACUGACUUUUAUGCUUUUUGCCUUAAACACACUCGUGCCGUCUUCUAAAAGCGUCUCUCUCUGCUUUCUUUCUCAGCCUUUGCCAAAAACAUUUCUUUUCCUAGAAAUGAUAAAGUAUCUAUUUUUGUAAAUAUAAGUUGUUAAUAAGUAAGGAAGUCUAAAUGUGUCUGGGAAACCAAUCAUUAAUUCAGUACUAGUCUGUUUUUGGGAGCAGUGCUGUUGGAUCACAGGUUUUUCCUCUCUCUUUUUUUAAUUUGUAUAUUUCCAAUCAUGGCUUUAAAAGUCCAUAUCGAGCGUAUCACAGGUGAGGUUUAAAAUGUCUGUUAUCUGAAACAUGUUUUUGUCAUGUGUGUAACAGACGUGAGGCCAGUUCACUUUUUGUAUAUAGAAAAAGAAACAUCUGAUUAAUAACUCACUUUCAUGCCGAAGAUAUUUAUUCAGAUAGUUUUGAGUCGUCGUCAUUAAAAAACCACGAAGCCAAGAUUUGUGAGAAAUCGUACAAGAAACAAAAUCAUGUUUGGAGACUGAUACAACACGUGUGUAUGGAGGUCUCAUAUUUUAAGCUUUGUAGAUCAGUGGCGAGAUCGUCAAAGAGUCUUUUAUGUUGAUACGUUAAAGGUAGCUGAACCUACAUUCCUUUCUGUUGAGUCUUUAUUUAGGGAACCCAAGGAAUACUUAUUUUUAUGUUUUCCUCUUCUAGUCGUGACCAAAACGAGUUGCCAGUGGAGAGGGAGAGUAUAUUUUCCAAACCAGAUUUCAUUUCUGUUGCUUCUUUGUAAAGCCGCCCUGACUUAGGCUUUUUGUCUUUUGCUUUCAAAUAAAUAAAGUAUUUUCCUUAGUAAAAGCAUC
Molecule: messenger RNA, 4272 nt
Organism: Notolabrus celidotus (New Zealand spotty)
Lineage: Eukaryota; Metazoa; Chordata; Actinopteri; Labriformes; Labridae
Gene: creb3l2
Product: cAMP responsive element binding protein 3-like 2
Exons: 12
Coding region: 334-2031 (565 amino acids)
Biological process (GO): regulation of transcription by RNA polymerase II
Molecular function (GO): cAMP response element binding; DNA-binding transcription factor activity, RNA polymerase II-specific
Source: RefSeq, a predicted model, not a curated record